Molecule: messenger RNA, 1587 nt
Organism: Phymastichus coffea
Lineage: Eukaryota; Metazoa; Arthropoda; Insecta; Hymenoptera; Eulophidae
Product: trimethylamine monooxygenase-like
Exons: 8
Coding region: 1-1587 (528 amino acids)
Molecular function (GO): NADP binding; flavin adenine dinucleotide binding; N,N-dimethylaniline monooxygenase activity
Source: RefSeq, a predicted model, not a curated record
AUGAAUACAAAGUGGAAGACGUUAUGGUUACUGUCAUAUUUAAUACUCGCCACUUACGGUGGAGCUACUGCAGAGAAAAAACGAGUUUGCAUUAUCGGCACAGGGGUUGCUGGUAUUGCCGCUGUGAGACAGGUUUCGUUGCACCCCGAAGACUUCGAGACAGUAGCAUUUGAAAGGAGGUCUGAUGUGGGUGGAUUAUGGAUUUACAAAGAGGAUACUGGCGUUGAUGAGUAUGGCAUACCUAUUCGGAGCAACGUAUACAGAUAUCUAAGGUUAUUUAGUCAUCAAAAAGCUACAUGUAAAAACGUAUCUAGUAGAAUUUACAUAACAUGUGCUGACAAGGCUGAAAAAUCAACUGAAGAAAUAUCACGAUUUUUAAAACUCAUCAAUGUUGCCGAAAUUAGAAAACCACUGAUUCCAGUGUUUGACGCCAAAAAUCUUAAUGAGCACAAAAUUGUUGAUAUAGUCGCACGGACAAAUGGCCCAAAAGAUUUGAUGGUUUUUUCUGAUUAUGUUGAAUUUCAUGGAGAAAAUCGAAGCUACGUCACUCACAUGGAUAUGUUACGAUACAUACAGAAUUACACCGAUCGUUUCAAUCUUCGACAAUAUAUUCAGUUCAAUACUAUUGUGGAAAAGGUUAGUGCGGUGAAUGACGUACCUGAUACUCAAUGGAACAUCAGGACACAAAACUUAAAAACAAAUGAAUACUCCGAAAUAAUAUGCGAUGCUGUCAUGGUAUGCAAUGGGCACUAUUCGAAAUAUUACGUACCGGAUAUUCCAGGCAUGGAGACUUUUCCUGGUGAGAUAUUCCAUAGUAUUUUUUAUCGUGAACCGCAACAAUUUACUGGAAAAACUGUCGUGAUAAUGGGAGCCGGUUCGUCAGGCACGGACAUAGGACUGCAAGUUAGUUGGUUCGCUAAAAAAGUUUAUCUCAGCCACAGACAAACACUAGGGUCUGAGUUACCGCCAAAUAUGGAAGAAGUACCUGCUGUAGUAUCUGUUAAUGGUAAUGAGUUGACUCUCAGCGAUGACCAAGUUAUAAUUGCCGAUGCAUUCGUUUUAUGCACGGGUUAUGAAUACGAUUUUCCCUUCCUGGGUGAUGACAGUGGAAUUGAAGUUGUAGAAGGCAAAUACGUGCGACCUCUUUACAAACAUCUCAUCAGCGUUGAACAUCCGACAAUGGCUUUUCUCGGACUCCAGUUCCCUAGUAUUCCAUACCCAGUAGCUUACGUUCAGUCGCAGUAUUUUGUUUCCGUACUCCAAGGUAAAACCAAACUACCAAGUCGGGAAGAAAUGUUGGAAGAUUCAGUGCUUCCACCAGGAGUAGAACUAAAAAAAGCUCACUACAUGUCUUUAGAGACAAUAGCAUACCACGAUGAUUUGGCUCGACUAGCAAACCUUGAUAUAUUAGAUGAUAAGCAUUUAUCCCGUGUCUUCCGGUACUGGAUUGAAGAUAAAAAGAAUGAUAUUAUGUAUUUCAAAGACAAAGACGUUAUAGUUUUCGAGGGUGGUCGCGUUGAAAUGCACAGAGGAUACUAUCCACUUUAUGGUCUCCAUCAAUUUGAAGAAGACAUUACUAUUUAUUAA